AUGGUCUACACCAUCGUCGUCCACAUGAGGGCCAAGCCCGACCAGGAGAGCAUCUCCAAGCUCUCCGCCAAGCUCGAGGAAGCGUCGGCCGUGUACUCCAAGGACAAGGAGACACUCUCCUGGCACGUCAUGCAGUCCGUCCACGACCCGCAGGACUUUUGCAUUGUCGAGCGCUACCUCAACGAGGGCUCGCAGACUUACCACCUGAAUAACCCUUACUGGAAGACGUUCGACCCUUAUGUUAUUCCGCUGUUGGAGAAGGAGAUGGAUCUUCGGCGUUUUGAGGAGCUCGAGAAGAAGAGUGAAUAG
This is a messenger RNA of Aspergillus puulaauensis, 309 nucleotides long. RefSeq names its product putative quinol monooxygenase. Bases 1 to 309 code for a protein of 102 amino acids. Lineage: Eukaryota; Fungi; Ascomycota; Eurotiomycetes; Eurotiales; Aspergillaceae. The transcript is spliced from 2 exons. The record is from RefSeq and is a predicted model, not a curated record.